UCCUCUGGAAAUGUUGGGCUGGCUGUUACCUGCUAAAAAAUUAACUAGGUAAAAAGGAAAGUACGAAGGAAUUCAUUUGGGCUCCUUGCGAACAAGAAACAGGUCCAUGAAUCCUAACGACGUGCUUCAAUCUAAAGACCUUCAACGACGUCGAUUUAUUUAUUUGUUAUUAAUAGAAAACACGACUCCUAACGAAUUUUCACUAUUUUCGGUCUCUGGAUUAAUCAUCUGGUGUUUCAACUUUCAACACAAAACCCCCCCACAACCCUAACUUUGCAUAAAAUGGGAGGCAAAUGUCCGAGCAGGAAAGUGAAGAAGAGAAGAUACACUCACAAGACUGCUCGCCGCUCCAAAUUCCUCGUCAAAGAUAUCCUUUUUUGAAUAAAAUUUUUAUUUAAUUUAGUCUUUUUUUCUCUUUUCGUGAUUAAUCCAAUUUUCCCUCAAUUUCUUUUAUUAUGUGUCUGUGAAACUGUGAUUCCUUGAAUGAUAAUGUUUUGGUCACGUGACGAUGCUGUCUAUGAGGAGCUGCAAAAGCCUGAUGUGGAGAAGAAGGCCUUGCCCUUAGAUGAGGACUUGCCUGGCAUGGGCCAAUAUUAUUGUUUGCACUGCAACCGAUACUUUGCUAAUGUCACUGCGAGGGACGAGCAUUUCAAGACCAAACGUCAUAAGAAGCGUGUGAAGCAAAUGAUGGGACCUGCACCGCACACGCAACUGGAUGCUGAAUUAGCUGCUGGGAUGGGUAUGCCAGAUAAUGGUCCUACGCUUAUGUCUAUGUGAGCUUUCUAUUUUUUUUUUAAUGUAUAUGUUAGAUGAUAAGCGAGAUGAGAACAGCCUGACUGUAGGAUAAUUGGUACUGUAAGAGUGGUCUUUGCAUGAUUGUUACUUGUGUGGCCACAAAAGUAGUGGCAAUUAAUUUUCUUUGUGGUCCACUGUAUGAUGUAUUUUUUUUUCAUGUUUGAUGCAUUUUCUUUCUCA
Molecule: messenger RNA, 975 nt
Organism: Hevea brasiliensis (rubber tree)
Lineage: Eukaryota; Viridiplantae; Streptophyta; Magnoliopsida; Malpighiales; Euphorbiaceae
Exons: 3
Coding region: 484-777 (97 amino acids)
Molecular function (GO): nucleic acid binding; zinc ion binding
Source: RefSeq, a predicted model, not a curated record